CACAUCUUCUGACGCCCUUCGUCAAAAGACUCAAGGCAGACGGUGGCAAAUCCCGCUCACCAAUCCCUGUCCAAUCCCGCGCUCGCGAUCGUUGUCCAAUCCCCCCGACUCGAGUGAUCAAUCUGUCCUAUUCUGAGCGACUCACCCAGCAUCAGCGCACAAGUACUCUUGCGUUAAGGAUGACGUGAUGCUUGCCCGCGCUCUCUUUUCUCUGCUCGCCUUCGUUGCGCUUGCACCGUUCGUCUCCGCCGCUUCAGACUAUUAUGAAAAUCUCCUUCUACAACCUUUACCGCAAUCAGCCCUCCUAGCCUCAUUUACCUUCCGGGGCAAUGAGUCGCAACAAUCCUUUGACGAGCGACACUUCCGAUACUUCCCGCGCGCCCUAGGCCAGAUUCUGCGCCAUACGAAUACUAAAGAACUUCAUCUCCGAUUUACCACGGGACGAUGGGACGCUGAAAGCUGGGGUUCGCGCCCCUGGAACGGGAGCAAGGAAGGCGGCACGGGGGUCGAGUUAUGGGCGUGGAUUGAUGCGCCGAGUGACCAAGAAGCUUUCGCGAAAUGGAUCACCCUGACGCAGUCACUGUCAGGUCUGUUUUGCGCCUCGUUGAAUUUCGUUGACUCCACGCGGACCACUCGCCCUGCGGCUUUGUUUGACUCCACAGGCGAUCAUCCCGCAUCUAGUAAUCUGCAUUUGCUACACGGAACGCUUCCUGGUGAAGUGGUGUGCACCGAGAACCUGACGCCCUUUGUGAAACUCCUCCCGUGUAAAGGGAAAGCGGGGAUUUCUAGCCUGCUGGAUGGGCACAAGUUGUUUGAUGCAUCGUGGCAGAGCAUGUCAGUCGACGUGCGUCCUAUCUGCACUAGCCCCGACGAGUGUGUUGUGCAGAUCGAUCAGACUGUUGACAUUGUGUUGGACAUUGACCGGUCUAAACGACCUCGAGACAACCCGAUCCCGAGACCUGUUCCCACUGAAGAGCUCGUGUGUGACACAUCCAAGCCCUAUCACUCUGAAGACGCGUGCUACCCGUUGGAGAGCGCGGCCGAGAAAGGAUGGAGUCUGCACGAAAUCUUCGGCCGUACCGUCAGCGGGGUGUGCCCUCUGGCCGAAAAUGCCAACGACAACGAGCCGAUAUGUCUGCGCGUGCCACAUGACCGUGGCGUGUACAUAUCCCCUGGCGCGACGGAGAGAAAAGACGAGGCGGGCUUCUCGCGCUGCUUCAGUCUCGACCCUUCCCAGCCCUUCGAUCUCCUCGUCCAGGAGCAGGACGCCACGGUGCAAGUCCCCCUGGACGAGCCCGUCCUCCGCGCCGAACGGACCAUUGUCGGCCACGGCCAAGAACGUGGUGGCAUGCGGAUCAUCUUCGACAACCCGAGCGACGCGCACGGCGUCGACUUUGUCUACUUCGAGACCCUCCCGUGGUUCCUGCGUCCCUACGUGCACACCCUCCAGGCAACGAUCACCGGCCGCGAUGGCAUCCGACACCAGGUCCCCGCGUCCCAGAUCAUCCGCGAGACCUUUUACCGGCCGGCCAUCGACCGCGAGCGCGGCACCCAGCUCGAACUCGCCAUCUCAGUACCGGCCGCCUCCACCGUGACGCUAACCUACGACUUCGAGAAAGCUAUCCUGCGCUACACCGAGUACCCCCCCGACGCCAACCGGGGCUUCAACGUCGCGCCCGCGGUGAUCAAGCUCAGCCAGAACCCACCGGUCUACAUCCGCACUACGAGCCUGCUCCUCCCGCUGCCGACCCCAGACUUCAGCAUGCCUUACAACGUGAUCAUCCUCACCAGCACGGUCAUCGCCCUCGCGUUCGGCAGCGUCUUCAACCUGCUAGUCCGGCGGUUUGUCUCCGCCGACGAAGCAGCGGCACUGACGUCACAGACGCUCAAGGGCCGGUUACUGGGCAAGGUUGUCGCGCUGAAAGAUCGCCUAGGUGGGAAGCAGUCGAAGACGGAAUAGG
Messenger RNA from Aspergillus candidus, 1961 nucleotides. It is a transcript of the gene gpi16, whose product is annotated as GPI-anchor transamidase subunit GPI16. The coding region runs from base 188 to 1960 and encodes 590 amino acids. The transcript has 3 exons. NCBI's taxonomy places the organism in Eukaryota, Fungi, Ascomycota, Eurotiomycetes, Eurotiales, Aspergillaceae. Gene Ontology annotation, cellular component: GPI-anchor transamidase complex. The record is from RefSeq and is a predicted model, not a curated record. Gene Ontology annotation, biological process: attachment of GPI anchor to protein.